AUGGCUUGGAAACAAGAUGAAGGCCAAGGGCUUACAGAAGCUUCGGUGGUACUGCCAGAUGUGUCAGAAGCAGUGCCGCGACGAGAACGGCUUCAAGUGCCACCGCAUGUCCGACGGGCAUCAGCGGCAGAUGCAGGUUUUUGUGCAGGAUCCCAACAAGUUCAUGGACGAGUUCUCCCAGGAGAGUUCGAGUCGGGCUUCAUGAAGCUCAUGAGCCACACCUACCGCUCGCAGCGGAUUCUCGCGAACACGGUGUACUGCGACUUCAUCUCCAAUCGCCAUCACACCCACAUGAACUCCACAAUCUGGGUGACCCUCAGCAACUUUGUGCAGUACUUAGGUCGCACAAACCAGUGCACGAUUGACAAGACGCCCAAAGGCUGGUACAUCCAGUACGUGGACAACACCCCCGAGGCAAGGAUGCGGGAGGAGGCGCGGAAAAACAUGGAGAGGGCCGAGCUGGCAGAGGAGGAGGUCAGCGCCAAGAGGCUGCGGGACCAGGUGGAGAACGCGAAGGCUGAUGGGGGGUUCCGGGAGUCCGAGUUCACGGAGAUGCAGCGCGAGGAACCGAGCGACGCGCCCAUCUCCUUCGGCAUGUCCGCCUCUUCCAGCUCGGCCGCGGCGGCGCCCAGCGCGCCGCCCGCCAGAAAAAAAGGGGUCGCCGAGCUCUUCGGGGACGAGACGACGAGUCCGAGGAGAAACCCUCCAAGGACGGGCAGAAGCGCAAGCAGGCGCCGAAGAUAUCGGCCGUGGAGGCCGUCAGGCUUGAGCACGAGGCCUCGAAGAGGGGCGACGGCGCCAAGAGGCAGCGGGACUGUGCUGUCGCCAGGGGCUGCAGCGCCCUACGGCGGCGAGCUCUUGGUCGCCAUCGUUCCUUGGCGCAGCUUCCACGCGUUCGGCGUGCUGCGUAAGCUCGGCUUGCGGCGCGUCUCUUCGCGACGCUUCGAUCGACUCACGGACAGUCUCGAGGCCAGCUCGCCCGUUCACGGUGCCACCACAAGGAGACCACCGUCCCCGGGGUCGACGUCGCCGUCGCCGGAGGGCGGGCAGCCCUGGCUGGCCGCGGGCCUGAUUGUCAAGGUCAUGCACGAGGACCUUGCCAACGGGAAGUAUUACAGGAGAAAGGGCCAGAUUGAGAAGGUGCACGACCAGUUCACCGCCGACGUCAGGAUGUCGGACAGCAAGGACCUUGUCCGCCUGGACCAGGAGCUGCUCGAGACCGUCAUACCCAAUGUCGGCAAGGCCGUGCGGCUGGUGAAGGGUUCGCACAAAGGUGCCCACGCCGUGAUGCGCCACGUGGACAUCGAGGCAUUCUCUGUCUCCGUGGAGCUGGAGGACGGCACCCGCAUGGAGGGCCUCGGGUACGACGAGGUGUGCAAGGACAUCCGGAGCGCCCGCAAAUCCUUCGACGAGCUGAGCAGCUCAACUGGCCAGAUGCCCAAGGAGUCAGUGAAGGAUGCCCUUGCCAAGCAGCAGCUCUUCCCGCAGGAGAGCGUGCUCGCCGAGCUGCUGCAAGACAUGCAAGCAGAAGUGUGCUUCACUUCGUUCAUGCACAUCUACGACCGAUGCCGCUUCCGCCUGAACCUCGAGUUCCGUAAGCGUGGUGGUUUUACAGAAGAGACCGUGGCGGAGAUCGAGAGCCUUUGGAACAGCGGCGGCGGCGGUGAAUCCUCGAAAAAGUUCGCCACCAUCAACCAGCUCAUCUGGAUGUUCACCGACUCGCAAGAGGUCCCCGUGUGCACCAAGGACGGCCGGCAGCGCUUCGUCCAGCGCGUGCAGGCCGCGCAGGAGGCCGCCGUCGAGGCCGGGGUCCCGGAGGAGGAGGCGUUUACGCACGUGCCGGAUGGGUCUCCGAAGGCAUCCUCGCCGAAGCACGGCGAGGCGUCGCACGGAGACGUGACCGCCAUCGGUUUCUUCACGUUCGUGCACCUGAUCCGCGGCUUCGUGCGAGACUCGGAGCAGGAUCUGAAGUCAUUGACCGCGAGAAGGAAGCAGUGUCCUUCGCCAGCUUCUCGACCAGCGAGACCAACGAGUUCCGCCGCGUGUUCUCCGACCUCGCCUCCGCCGAGGCAAACCAGGCAUCGAUCGGCAAGCAGCUGGGCAGCAAGGGGCAGCGCGUGGACAAGCUCCUGGCGCGUCUCACCAUGGUGCCCGCCAUGCCCGUUUCGGCCAUUGCAGUCCUGCUGA
This is a messenger RNA of Prorocentrum cordatum, 2187 nucleotides long. The record is from the annotation of a GenBank genome assembly. Lineage: Eukaryota; Dinophyceae; Prorocentrales; Prorocentraceae.